UUCUACCAUUCGUCCUGGACUCAUAUCUGUUGUCCUGUGUGGAGUGGACUUCAAAGGGAUUCAAUGGCUAAUGAUGUCCAGGUUGUUCCUCUCCCUGACAGAGAGAGUUUAAUCCGGUUAGCUGUGCUUUCUCAUGAAUAAUCCUUCUAUUUACCCACCUGUCUGUCCGUCCUUGAGCCCCGCAGCCGCUCUCUGGAAUGACGGUCGCCUGCUGAACGCUACAGCAGCAUGUUUAGCUGGGUGGUAAAAGUUGUUCCUCAGCCCCCAGCACCUCCGGGGAAACUGGGAGAUGAGGCAAGUCCGAGCGCAACAGACACAGAUGUAGGCAAAAAACAGCAAGUUAAAGAACCUGACCCAGCCAAGCCCAAGGAGGCCUCAGAGGAGAACAGCUCUCAGAGUGGAGUUUUAAGUUGGCUUUCUCAUGGGUUCAGCACUGCCCUCCCUCAGCCUGUAAACACCUCUAAAUUGGUUAACACCGAAGCUAAGCAAGAGGACAAUGCAGCGAGCAACAGCACAACUGGGAUGAUCGGCUGGAUUGUGCAGGGACUGGGAAAAGUGGUUCCACAGCCAGAUGAAAAAUGCAAAGGCCACACCGAGCCACAGGAGAUUACUGAGGCUGCAGCUGCUCCAGCAGUUAAAGUGGAUCCACCUGUGUAUGAGGUUAAAGACCUGCAUGAUACUGAGCCCCUUCCUCAUAUCCCUGUGGUGGAAAUAGUGUCUGAUGAGGAGCCAGACACAGCAAACACAUCCUUCUCUCCCGGUGUGAUGGAAUGGAUCAAACAGGGUCUUGAGAAGGUAGUUCCUCAGUCUCCGGUUCACCUUCAGGCUCCCUCCAGUUCAGACGCUAAGGUCCUGAAGGCUGUUUCUGCUCCUGUGACACCCUGCAGACAAGCGCCGACAUCUGCUCCUAUAUCCACACCUGCGCCUGCACCUGCAACUCUUGAACCACCCAAAGUAGUUGAAGACUCUAAAAGCGUGAGCAAAGAAAAGGAGAUGAAUAUGGUUGACUGGAUUGUACAGGGAAUUGGACGCAUAAUGCCACAGCCGGUACUGCCACCAAAAGAGGAGAGCCCUGAUUAUGUUCAAAACAUAUGUAUCCUGCAGGACACUUGUGAUAUGAUGCUGGAGGAGGUGGACUCAGACUGGGAGACUCAGCAGAAGGAGCAAAGUUCUGGACAGGACGUCCAGGCUGAAGAGCAGGUGCAUCAGGAGAGCACAGCCCUUCUGCAGGUGUUGCCCAACAUCGUACCACAGGUGCUGGCCAUGCAGCAGCAAGAUGAUGCUGAGACCCAGACAGAGCGCUGGACGCCUCUUAUUGAGAGCAUCAGGAAAGAAGCAGAGGAGACUGCUAUUGCAAACUUACAGGAGAGACUCCAGCAGGAACGUGUGGAGGCAGCUCGUAUGGCGGAGGAUCUGGCCCGACAUGCUGCAGAGUUGGCUGUCAGACAGCUGGAAGAAGAGCACACCAUACAGAUCAUCUCAGAGCCCAAAGAUGAAGAACAAGACAAUGAGAAUCAGUGCAAUGUGGACGUCUGUCCGGCAGAGCCCUCACCACAUCAAUCUGAAGCUUCAGAUCAGAUGACCCAUAGUCCACAACCACCCAAACCAUUAAAGACAGAAACAGCGUCUCCACCUGUGACCACACAACCUGAGCGUGUCACAUCUUCACCACUUGACAGGGACAAGGAUCAGGAAACUCUUGAAGAAAGCUGUGGAGAAUCCACCCAUGUAAAUCCAGCACUGAAAGUGGAGGACGUAGAGGAUGGAGAGAUGAUGGUUCCUCAAAUCAUUGUGGCCCCAGAGUCAAUGACCCUCACUGUUCCUCAACAAAAUCUGACGCAGUGCCGGUCUUUCCUAUACGCAAAAAAGAUUCCCCAAUCUGUUGGUGAUGAUGAUGAUGCAGGUAAAUCAAAAGCAAGUCUGGAGGAGGAUGUGAUCCAGACUGUUGCGCUCCGUGUGGAUGAAGGACCCGAGCGGCCCAUGUCUGCAGCCAGUCAAAAAAGUAUAGUGGUGAAUGAGCGUCUGCAGGAGCUGGUCAAGCUGUUUAAAGAGCGAGCGGAUCGUGCGAAAGACAAACUGAUCGACCCGGAUGAGUCCGAUCAUGAGAGCCCAUCAGCAUCUCCAGCCAAAAAGGCAGAUGAAGCCCCACCUCCUUCACCACCUCCAGAGGAAAAGAAAGAUGAAGGUGCAGAAGAGGAGAAAGAAGAGGAGGUGCAAUUCUAUGAGUUUAUGGGUCACAAUUUUAAAGUUCCCCAGUUCAAAAUGCCUCAGAUUCCUGAUUGGCUAAGAGUCAUACUGGAGUACCGCUUCCCAUCCAGCAUUGACCAAUACACAGAUCUGAUCUAUGUAGUUUGGCUUUUCUUUGUGACGUUCGCUUGGAAUUGGAAUGUGUGGCUCAUCCCUGUGCGCUGGGCUUUCCCGUACCAGACACCUGACAACAUCCACUGGUGGCUUUUCAUGGAUUACUUCUGUGACACCAUUUACGUUCUGGACAUCCUGGUGUUUCAGCCCAGACUGCAGUUUGUGAGAGCAGGGGAUGUUGUGUGUGACAAAAAGGACAUGAGAGAGCACUACAUGCAAACUGAACGAUUUAAGAUGGAUGUGAUCAGUCUCUUUCCUCUGGAUUUACUGUACGUCUUCACGGGUGUCAAAUCAGUUCUGCGCUUUCCUCGCCUUCUUAAGUACCAUGCAUUCUUUGAGUUUAAUGAUCGUCUGGAAGCUGUGAUGAGCAAAGCUUAUAUUUAUAGAGUAAUCCGGACGAGCGCAUACCUGCUUUAUUCACUGCACUGUAAUGCCUGUAUUUUCUAUUGGGGGUCUGAUUAUGAAGGUUUGGGCUCCACCAAAUGGGUCUAUAAUGGCAAAGGAAACAGUUAUAUACGCUGUUAUUACUUCGCUGUGAAGACAUUGAUCACCAUUGGAGGUUUGCCUGAUCCCACAACCGUCUUCGAAAUCGUUUUCCAGCUUGUCAACUACUUUGUGGGAGUUUUUGCUUUCUCAAUCAUGAUUGGUCAGAUGCGAGAUGUUGUCGGAGCUGCCACAGCUGGUGAGGCGUACUACAGACACUGUGUGGACAGUACUGUAAAAUACAUGUCUUCCUACAAGAUCCCCCGCGAGGUCCAAAACCGUGUGAAGACCUGGUAUGACUACACCUGGAAGUCGCAAGGCAUGCUGGAUGAGCAGGAGUUACUCAUGCAGCUGCCCGAUAAGAUGCGUCUAGACAUCGCUGCAGAUGUCAACUACUCCAUAGUCAGUAAAGUAGCACUCUUUCAGGGUUGUGACAGACAGAUGAUAUUUGACAUGCUAAAGAGACUGAAGUCUGUGGUUUAUCUUCCAGAAGACUUUGUCUGUAAAAAGGGUGAGAUUGGCAGAGAGAUGUAUAUCAUCAAAGCUGGAGAGGUGCAGGUGGUAGGAGGGCCUGAUGGGAAGACUGUGUUUGUGACUUUAAGAGCUGGCUCUGUGUUUGGGGAAAUCAGUUUGCUUGCGGGUGGUGGUGGAAACAGACGAACGGCUAAUGUAAAAGCCCACGGUUUUGCUAACCUCUUCAUCCUGGAUAAGAAGGACCUUGCGGAAAUCUUAGUGCACUACCCCGAAUCUGAGAAGCUUCUGCGCAAGAAGGCCAAAAAGAUGCUGACCAAAGACAAGAAACCCACAGAAGAAAAGGUUAAGGAUACAGGCGAGGUCAUCCCUCCACGGCCAGAGACCCCUAAACUCUUCAAAGCUGCCUUGGAGGUUGCCAAAGGACAGACAUUCACCAAGCUGAAGGAGACUUAUAAAGGGGCAUCUCUGGAGCCAUCCACUCCUGCUUAUGGCAGCACUGCCACAGGUCCAAUUCCUCCUCCCUCCCCUAUCCACCGACGUUCACCGAUUCCUCGUUUUCAUGUGCCAGAUGAAGAUGACAUGGUAUCAGAGACGACAGACAGCACCGUGAUUAUCCGCAUGACUCCACGUGUUGAGGGAGAGGAGAUCCUCUCUGUGGAAGUCAGCCCAGCGGAGACAGUACAGCGGGGAGAGGAAGAACCAGGAAAAACUGAAAAGAAGUGAGAGUAAGGAAGAGGGCGAGAAAUGGAGGGAAAUGGUAGCAAGCCUAAGGCCCAUUUAUGCAACCCUCAUGUUCUUAUUUUCUAUCUGCCCCAAGUUUUUCACCAUUUGGGCUACAUGUGAACCUUUGGGGAACAUUUUAGGCAUCUCUAGCUUUUAUCGUAAAAAGUUCUAGUUCCUAGAAGUUCUCCAAAUGUUCUGCCAUCUCGGAUACUCCAUUAUUGCUGUUUGAAUAAUAAAUGAAAAGGUGAUUUGAAUUUCUAAGCCAAAAACGUUCCCCUAUGGUUAGACAAACAGAGACUGUAGUUCCACUUCAAACUCACACCACUUAUUUGAGGCAUGGUUGCUCUGUCUAGAUGCUCAAACAAACUGAAUAAUGUUGAAAGCUACACAGAGGAAGUAUAUUUAGUCUACUGUAAAUAGUUUAUAGUUGUCUUUGCAUGUUAAAAUGGGAUUGUAUUUUAACAUUUAAACUGCUUCAUCAAUUGGGAUCCUAAAAUCAGAUUAAGCCUUUGAAAGAUGUGUAAUGGAAAGUAACUCUGACUAUAUUCCACAACACAGGCUGAACAAACUCCAAGACUGCUGCGUCAGUGUCCUGUUUUUACAUUAGUGGAAUCCCUCUUUACACAAUCUUAUGUACCCACGAGCACUUUUAUUUUGCAGUGCAACUGCUUACUGUACAAUGUCCAUGUGUCCUUGGUCAGGCAUAUUUGUUUAUUAGUUGCACUUUGUUAUUGUUGGAGGAGCUUUGGUUUUGCAAUGAAGUGUUGCACUCCUUUCUCACGUGAAGAGAAUUUUAUGCAUUGUUAUAAAAUCAAGUAGUGUUAUAUGUCUUUCAUAUAUUGCUUCUAGGGAGCUGCACAAAUUUGUUAAGACCACUAAAACAUUCUGCAAUGAUUUGUGAAAGUACAUGAUUUAAUAUGUGAUGAAAGUAUGUGAAUGCAUGCUCCUCCUAUCUAAUCUACUGUGAAGGGCCCUUACCUCACAUGGCUCAUUUGAUAGCCUUCUGAUAUGUCCAGACAAUACUAAUCAAUUAGCAAUGAUUUUGACUGUUUCCAGGUCAGUUCAUGCUGAACUACCAGUGUGAAUGUGCUUCAAAUAAUCUAUAAAUGGAAAGUUACACAUACAUUUAGCUGCAGUGAGUGGAAAAUACACCACAAUGCUUUCAUCAUUCAGGUCAGGCUGCAAUUAUUUCUUCAGAAGAUAAAUAGAUAAAGG
Molecule: messenger RNA, 5256 nt
Organism: Paramisgurnus dabryanus
Lineage: Eukaryota; Metazoa; Chordata; Actinopteri; Cypriniformes; Cobitidae
Source: RefSeq, a predicted model, not a curated record